Synchiropus splendidus (mandarinfish) is the source of this 4561-nucleotide messenger RNA. RefSeq names its product ephrin-B3b (gene efnb3b). The record is from RefSeq and is a predicted model, not a curated record. Gene Ontology annotation, molecular function: ephrin receptor binding. Gene Ontology annotation, biological process: ephrin receptor signaling pathway; axon guidance. The transcript has 5 exons. Bases 724 to 1749 code for a protein of 341 amino acids. Gene Ontology annotation, cellular component: plasma membrane. Lineage: Eukaryota; Metazoa; Chordata; Actinopteri; Syngnathiformes; Callionymidae.
GAAUCACCCCCCCUGUCCGCCGGUGGGAGAAUGAGAAUUUCUCCUCCUCUUUCUCCGCCUCCUGCGCUGCGCGUGCGAGCCAGUGCGCGUGUGUCAGUCAGCGAGUGAGUGAGUGAGUGUGCGUGUCAGUGGGCUGCUGCCAGUCGCUGCACGGGGAUUCAGAGCAGGAGCACUCAGGACCCGUCCACGCAGCAAGAGUCGCAUCCACACGUCCUCUUCCAACUUGGCUGUUCGUGGAUCUAUCCCCUGGAUCUUUCCCCGCUCGACUCACUCCCAGCAAGGAUUUGAGGGUUUCAAGAGUCCGCGCGGGGACCAUGGAUGUCCGCGGACACCGGUGACACAGCUGUGCUUUUCCCCGUGGAAACGUUCCCGCUCACCUGGCGUGCUGUGCUGAUCUCCCGGAGCUGCGACCGGGGAAUGGGAGAGAAGCCCACGCAGUCUGGGUCGCGGAGAGAACAAGGGGACGUUGUUCGGGGACACCACCGGAGAGGAGUCCUCCAGCGACGCUGCUGAAAUCCCCCCCGAGUGGAUUUGUUCAGGGAAUGUUGCGGGGUUGACAACCAGAACCCAGAGAAAGAAUCACGCGUUUGGACCGGACAAGUUUGUCAGUGUUUGUUUUGGGGGCUGAAUUUUGGAUCCAUGAGGAUAAAAACUGCGGGAUUCUCUCUUUAACUGCUUCACAUCCACCUGCAGCGGCUUCCUUUGCUCCACACUUCUUGCCCAAUGUGGCUGCAAAUGUUGGGAAUGCGGGUCGAGAUGGCGUGCGGAGGAGCUGGGAAUGGGAUGGGAAUCCUGCUGGUGCUGCUGCUGGAUUUACUGGCGACCACAGCCAGCAACAUGGAGCCCAUCUACUGGAACUCGCUCAACGAAAGGUUCAAAGACGACAAGGGGUACGUUCUGUACCCUCAGAUUGGGGACCGGCUGGACCUAAUCUGCCCACCGCUUGACACCAUCCGAUCCACGCCGGAGUAUGAGUAUUACAAGCUUUACCUGGUGUCCACACGGGAGCAGGCGGACCGCUGCGAAGUGAUGGGAUCCCCAAAUAUCGUGCUCACCUGCGACGAGCCAACUAGAGAGCGCCGAUUCACUAUCAAGUUCCAGGAGUUCUCUCCCAACCUGUGGGGGCACGAGUUCAAGAGCAUGCACGACUACUACAUCAUCGCUACAUCAGACGGAACACGUCAAGGUCUGGACAGCAUGAGAGGCGGCGUGUGCGCCACACAAGGCAUGAAGGUGGUGCUGAAAGUCGGACAGAGUCCUUACGGCCUUCCUCCCAAGAAGGAGUCCGCUGGACGCUCCACUAACCGAAAUUCAGGCACAGGAAACUCCACCCACGGCCGGGGCGCCAGCGGCUUCGGCGACACCGAAGGAAGCGGUGAGAACGGACCCCUCCAGCCCUCCAACAUUGCCCUCAUCGCCGGCGCCGCUGGCGGUUCUGCCUUUCUACUCCUGGUCACCGCUGUGAUCUGCGUUGUUUGCUACCGACGGCGGCACGCCAAACACUCAGACACCCACCACCCCCCACUGUCGCUGUCCUCGCUCACUAGCCCCAAGAGAGGAGGGGGCGGCGGCAUUAGCAGCUCCAACAACAACGGAUCGGAACCGAGUGACAUCAUCAUCCCGCUGCGGACAUCUGACUCCGCCUACUGCCCUCACUAUGAGAAAGUGAGUGGGGACUACGGACACCCCGUCUACAUCGUCCAGGAGAUGCCGCCGCAGAGCCCGGCUAACAUCUACUACAAAGUAUGAGGCGGCUGAUGGUCCGCCACCUGGACACGCCCACCUCUGCCUACCCAGAACCCCUCUGCAAAGAUCACUGUCCUUCAGCCUCCCAACUUCUAUUAUUGACCCUCACAGAUCUCCCACCACACCGAGGAAGUGUGUGUCAGGGUCACGGACACGGAUCCGCCUGAGCCGGCUGGACCCUCUGAGUUCCUCCUCUUUGUGAAAAGAGCCACCUCCCCCCCAUGUAAGGAGUCACUUUAAAUGACCAACAUGUGUGUGCAAAGGAGCUAUUCCAGAACUUGUGAGGAAUUGGAUUAACAAACUAAGACUCCCGAAAGCCACACCUGCCUCGCCCGCCUCCCACCGCCACAGAGACGAGCCCUGACACUGAACUCACCUCAGGACUUCCUGAGACCGCAGGGGCCUCGAACUCGACCGAUCAGCCAUGCCGUUGCUCGCGGUCCCAUGACCAGGCCCACGGCAGAAUCUUGUAUAUUUUAAUAACAUGCGUGUGUGUGACUGUGCGAGUGCGACGGUUACCAUGCGGCCACCAGGCAUCGCGAGGGGUUUUAGUUUGUGCGUUUUGUGCGAUUGUUCGUUAGACUCGUCUUAAAUACCAAAACACAACAUAGUGAGCGGAUAUUGAAAAAAAAAAGUUUUUUGUAUUGUUAUUGACACUUCUAGAUGAAAUAUAUGAAUAUCCAGUAAAUAGUUUAUUAUUUUUGAACCACCCCCCUGUUGCUAGGCAGAAUUUUAUCUGCCGAUUUUAUUCUUUUGUCGUGUACGUGCGCGCGACUGAGUGAACGUGUGCGUGCGUAUCCAGGAAGUACAUUUCUGUUACUUUUAAACUUCCGUUGAUAGGCAGAAUUUUUCCUGCUGUUAUUAUUUUUAGUCACUUCAAUACUUUUUUUUUUCUUGUGUACAUUAAUUUAAUCACUCUUCAUUUCGCUGGUGAGUAGAGGCUGUUACUUCCUCCCCUUCUCCUCCUCCCCCCACAACGGUGUAUAUUUUUAUCACUCCGCGUACUUUGGCUGUAGUUUUGAAGUUUAGCGCUCGUUUGUGGAAGUGUCGAGGUAGAAACAUCCAUGGAAGUUUCUUUUUUUUUUUUCUUUUUUUUUUGAAACGCAUAUUUGAAAAGAGUCGGGUUGGGGGGAGGGGGCGAUGUGUGGGGGUGAGGUUGGGAGGGUGAAAGAAUAAAGGAGAGGGAAAGGGUUCUGUCUGGGGAGGAGGAAUAAAGCAGCAACUGAAUGCAGAACUUAAGAGGGAGGAGGUGAGGGUGAGGGAGAGACUGAAGGAAUUGCACACUAAAGAAAAUGGGGAGGAUGGAAGCAACGGGUGAGAGGAUGAAGGAUCUAUGGAUGGGGAGAUGACAAAGAACAGUGGAUGGAGAAAAGAAUUUCUCAAUCGUGUUUUAUCCGAGGAAAAGAAAAGGCGCGCGCUCACAUGCUCACGAAACCUUUGGGUUAUGUUUCUUAUAAUCACUCACUAAUAAGAUGUGAUGGGCAUUUCACUAUAAACUCUUGCUUGUGUGGCUGGUUUGGCUGCCCUCCACACUCCAGCCUGUUCAGCCUUGAAGACAGAGAGAAUUGAAAAACACAGUGGACCACGUUCCCCUCACUAAUCCUCCCAACACCGUUACAUGGAGAAAACAAGCAGGAGCAGGUUCAACUUGCAACACUGGGGCAACUACCAAACCGUGUUUGGCUCUUCUGUUUCUUGCUCGCCUUUUCACACACAUCCUGCAAUAAUUCCUGCGACACUCCAGUAGCAAGUCUCUGCUCCUACCGAGUUUUCUUUCCUUUCAUUUUUGACAUACUACAUCCCCACUUCCUGUUGACUGGCGCCAAACAUACCCAAGUGGGUGAUCAUGUGAUCUGCGUUCUCAUAUGUGCUAGUGUGGAGAUUCAGAGUCGUUCUGACGUGACGCUAAACUUAGCUUGUCCUUGUUUUCCAAUGAUGUCUCUAAAGAAAAGAGGUGGAUGAAUCCUCGUUCGGACACACGCAGACACAUACACAAGCUCAGUAUUGUUUUCUGGCACCUGUGUUUUUGUAUCAAUAUCAUCUCCUCUGAUGUGUCUCAUGAUGUUCCGAUUGUGUUAAAGUGGUUUUAGGAAUAAUGGAAAGAAAAAAAUGUAUUUGUUUAACAGUUUCAGAAACCAUGUGAUAAAAAAAAAAAUCUUUUGUAUGACAACUUUGUGUUUGUUCUGUGUCUGUUUAAACCAUUCUCUUUAAGAAGUCGGCAGUGCCAACCGAGUGUCACUGGUUAACUACAUUUUCGCUGAUUUUUGGGUCGUUGGCAUCCGCCCACUCGCCUGCUCAGCACAAUGCCGAAAGUCGGAUUCUUUUUUUUUUUCUUCCCUCCGUUGCGUUUCAGUAAUGUUCGUUUUUACAUGUUGUUUGAGUCUCACAACAAAAGAAAGUGUCGUUCUGUGGAGAGAAAACAGCGCCUCGCUCUGUCAUCGCUUGCUGGACCAAAAGUGUGUGUGAGUGUGUGUGUGUUCUGUUGAGUGUGUGUGUGUGUGUGUGUGUGUGUAGCUCUAUGUGCCAAUAACGAAUGAGCAGGGGCUGUGCAGAAAGUUGGGGGCCGUGCAGCGAGCUGGAGCCUCACUUGUGUUGAGACUUUGUGUUGCAGAGUGUUCCUCAGUGUAAGCAGAUUUUCUUUGUGACAAACCCCCCCCUCCACCUCCGACUGCUUUAUGCCCCGCCCCGUUGGCCUACUCCUCCCAUUCUUGACACACCUCUACAGAGGAGAAAACUAGAACAUUCCUGUUUGGAAGAAAAAAAAAGUUGAAUAAAAAAAAAAAAACGAGCAAAAAUGUUUUAAGCACCAAACACU